This is a messenger RNA of Belonocnema kinseyi, 1297 nucleotides long. RefSeq names its product probable elongator complex protein 2. Gene Ontology annotation, molecular function: protein binding. The coding region runs from base 1 to 1218 and encodes 405 amino acids. The transcript has 2 exons. Gene Ontology annotation, biological process: tRNA wobble uridine modification. The record is from RefSeq and is a predicted model, not a curated record. NCBI's taxonomy places the organism in Eukaryota, Metazoa, Arthropoda, Insecta, Hymenoptera, Cynipidae. Gene Ontology annotation, cellular component: elongator holoenzyme complex.
AUGAGUCUAAUAUUUCGACUAGAUUCUCAGCUAAGUCGCUGUCCAAAACAUCGAUUUGUGGCUCACGUUCAGUUGUUUUUGGUGACCGCGAGUGUUGACCAGACAACGAGAAUCCAUGCGCCCUGGUCUGAUGAAUCUGACGUAUGGCACGAAAUUGCUCGGCCCCAAAUUCACGGUUACGACAUAUCUUGUUUAACAAUGUUAUCAUCCUACAAAUUCGCCUCUGGGGCAGAAGAGAAAGUGGUUCGCAUUUUUAAAUCUACUUUAACUUUUAAAACCUGCUUGGAUAAAAUAUCAUAUGCGGACGAUUUCGGAGAAGAAUUAGUAGAAGGAGCAUCACUACCUGCUUUGGGCCUAAUGAAUAAAGCCAUAUUUGGGCAAGACCUCAAGGGAAAUAAGCCGCAUAUCGGCAGUUUGAAUGACCUAACCUACGAUCGCCCUCCAGUUGAAGAGGAACUUAUUCAACACACGCUUUGGUCGGAAGAACAGAAACUUUACGGUCAUGGCUACGAAAUAUUCACCAUGGCUGCUAAGCAUGACGGAACAUUAUUGGCUACUGUUUGCAAAUCAACUAAUUCCAAGUACGCAGCAAUUUUAAUUUGGGAUACGAAAACCUGGAUGCAAGUGCAACAAUUAAUCUCCCAUCAACUGACCGUCACGCAGCUCGCAUUUUCUCCCGAUGAUAAGUACUUGGUAUCAGUUUCACGAGAUAGACAAUGGUCUUUAUUUGGUUUGAAUGAAAGGAGAUACAAUUUGUUAGCAACUAGUUUAAAAAAGGACAACCUUCAUAAUAGAAUAAUUUGGUGUUGUGCAUGGACACAUGAUUCAAAAUAUUUUGCAACGGGAUCCAGGGACGGCAAGAUUGGUAUCUGGAGUGAAAACGUCAGUUUAUCGCAACUGCUUCUUCCAACCGCAAUUUUGGAAAUAAAAGACAGUUCAGUUACAGCCCUCUCUUUCGCUCCAAUUAUGUUAUCUGCAAAUGCUUAUAUUCUUGCAGUAGGAUUUGACAGUGGUGAGAUUGAGAUAUUUAAUGUUGUACUUCAAAACAAUCAAGCGGUUUGGGAAUCUUUGGCGAAAUAUGAUUCAUCAUUUGCUCACCAUCUGACUGUUAAACGUCUUCAAUUUCGCCCGCAAAGUAAAAGCGAGAAAAAAAUGUUAUAUCUUGCGAGUUGCGGUUCUGACCACACAGUCAAAAUUUAUAAUAUUGAUGUUUCCUAACUAAUGAACUUCUAAUAAUUGUAUUAUAAUAUAUUAAGCAUGAUGGAUUGAAAUAAAAGUUGUUAUUUUACAGGGUAAA